AAGAGAAAGAUCAAUCUCAUGAAGACCAGCGACCGUCGGCUAGCGUCAGGAAGAGCAGCAUCGAGCUAUUUGCUCAGCAAUGACAGUGCACUGCCAGCGGUGGGCGGCAAAGAUGGCAAAAACAGCAGAAGCAACAGAAGCAACAGAAACAGCAAAAACAGCAGCAAACGCCGCAAAGGCAGCAGGCAGUGGGUGGACGAGUCGAUGGAAGAGUGGGACAGCAGCCACUUCCGGAUGUUUGUGGGUAACUUGGGGCCUGACGCCACCGAGCAGAUGGUGCAGAUGGCGUUUGGCAAGUUUCUGUCGUUGGCGAAGGUGAAGGUGCCUGUGGAUCGCAGAACCGGGCAAAACAAAGGGUAUGGCUUCGUGAGCUUUGCCAGCGCAGACGACUGUUUGGCUGCGUUCAAGGAAAUGAAUGGUAAGUACAUUGGGCAGCACCCGGUGCAGUUGAAAAGAGCC
Messenger RNA from Ascoidea rubescens DSM 1968, 459 nucleotides. RefSeq names its product RNA-binding domain-containing protein. NCBI's taxonomy places the organism in Eukaryota, Fungi, Ascomycota, Saccharomycetes, Ascoideales, Ascoideaceae. Gene Ontology annotation, molecular function: mRNA binding. The transcript has 2 exons. The record is from RefSeq and is a predicted model, not a curated record. The annotation marks the transcript as partial.